Molecule: messenger RNA, 1152 nt
Organism: Aureobasidium vineae
Lineage: Eukaryota; Fungi; Ascomycota; Dothideomycetes; Dothideales; Saccotheciaceae
Source: the annotation of a GenBank genome assembly
AUGGGUGACGGAAAGGAGGAGUUUAUCAAACCGGCUGUUGCGAGCGUGAACGCAGAAUGGGUUGGUUCCAGAGCUGAUGCAAGCGACGAAGAAGAAACGCCUUGCAUUGCAGAAGAAGUGAAGUACGAGUCCAUGAUGAAAGAGAAGACGAGGACAAGCAAGUGUACAAUACUCUACUUGCACGGAGGAGGCUACUACAUGUGCGGUCUAGGCACACAUCAUGCGACCGCAGGCAAACUGGCAAAAGCUUGUGGUGGACGCGUGCUAUUGAUCGAGUACAGACUGGCACCACAGACAGCGUUUCCAGGUCAGUUGAUCGAUGUCCUAAGCGCGUAUUUAUAUCUGCUAUAUCCUCCCAAAGGCUCCUUGCAUGACGCAGUAUCCCCAAACGAUAUAGUCUUCGCAGGGGACUCUUCUGGAGGAAAUCUGGUGGCUUCACUAAUGCAACUGCUCCUCCACAUGCAGCGCAACAAACCUACUGGAGCAAAGAAUCCUACAGUUAUCUAUCAUGGGAAUACUGUCGAGGUGCCACUUCCCGCUGGAAUGGCGACCUUAUCUGGAUGGUUCGACAUUACAAAAUCCAUGCCUUCCGUCACAACAAACCAAAAAUGGGACUACCUUGUUUCACCCAACUACGACAAUGCCGUAUCACGGCUUCCAAAAGAUGUUAUUUGGCCAACCAACCCACUAAGAGGCGACAUCUUCUGCAAUCUCAGUCUUCUGUGUCAUCCCCUUGUAUCCCCACUCGCUGCAAAAGACUUGUCUGGAGCUCCACCAAUGUUCUUUAUGACCGGCGAAGAGCUUCUGACCGACGGAAACAAGAUUCUUGCGGUCAGAGCUGGUGAUCAAGGUGUUACAGUUGUUAGGGAGCAGUAUGAAGCCAUGCCGCAUGUAUUUGCCAUGAUCUUUCCUGAUCUGAAGACCAGGAUCAGAUGCUUCAGUUCCAUGGGAUGCUUUGCUCAGAACUGUGUCGAAGGUAAUGUCAAGGAUAGCGCUACUUGGAUCGCUAUCAUUUCAGGCAAGGAAUCAGCUGUUGAAAUGGGCAAUUUGACACACCUGACGUGGGAGUAUGCUUUAGCUAGCAUGAAAAAUGCUCAACUUAGACGCAUGAAAAACCCAGAAGCUAAAAAUAGAACCACCGAGAAGGCCUAA